AUGCGCCUUUUUCCUGAGCAGCGAAUCAGUGACGCGCUUGUGUUUCGGGUCAUUGGUGCUCGUUUUAUUGGUCGGGAAAAGAUGGAGGGAACGGGCAAGGAUGGCAAUCCUUUGAGGAAUUACCGGAUUGGUAAGACUCUGGGGAUUGGCUCUUUCGGUAAGGUGAAAAUUGCGGAGCAUAUAAGCACUGGACACAAGGUGGCAAUCAAGAUCCUCAACCGUCGUAAAAUCAGAGGCAUGGAGAUGGAAGAGAAAGUUAAAAGAGAGAUUAAGAUAUUGAGGUUAUUUAUGCACCCACAUAUCAUCCGCCUCUAUGAGGUUAUAGACACGGCAGCUGAUAUUUAUGUUGUUAUGGAGUAUGUUAAGUCUGGGGAAUUGUUUGAUUACAUUGUUGAAAAAGGUAGGCUGCAGGAGGGAGAGGCUCGCCGUUUCUUUCAACAGAUUAUAUCCGGUGUUGAAUAUUGCCAUAGAAACAUGGUGGUGCAUCGUGAUCUAAAGCCAGAAAAUCUCCUUUUGGAUUCAAAAUGCAACGUUAAGAUUGCAGAUUUUGGCUUAAGUAAUGUUAUGCGGGAUGGCCAUUUCCUCAAGACAAGUUGUGGUAGCCCAAAUUAUGCUGCUCCUGAGGUGAUAUCUGGUAAAUUAUAUGCUGGGCCUGAGGUUGAUGUAUGGAGCUGUGGGGUUAUUCUUUAUGCUCUUCUAUGUGGUACUUUGCCAUUUGAUGACGAGAACAUUCCAAACCUUUUUAAGAAAAUAAAGGGUGGAAUAUAUACACUUCCUAGCCAUUUGUCAGGUGCAGCAAGGGAUUUGAUUCCAAGAAUGCUGGUUGUUGACCCAAUGAAGCGGAUCACCAUUCGUGAAAUUCGUGAACAUGAUUGGUUCAAAAUUCAUCUCCCACGCUAUUUGACUGUGCCUCCUCCAGAUAGUGCACAACAAGUUAAAAAGAUUGAUGAGGAAACUCUCCGUGAGGUUAUAGGUAUGGGGUAUGACAAGAACCUGUUGGUGGAAUCAAUCCAAAACAGGCUGCAAAAUGAGGCGACUGUUGCUUAUUACUUACUGUUGGACAAUAGGCUUCGUACAACCAGUGGCUAUCUUGGAGCUGAAUGUCAAGAAGCUAUGGACUCCUCAUUUUCAAACAUAGCAUCAUAUGAAACACCAAGUUCAGCACGCGGUAAUCGACAGCAAAUAUUUAUGGAGUCUCCGGUUGGCUUGAGACCGCAUUUUCCAGCUGAGAGGAAAUGGGCUCUUGGGCUUCAGUCGCGAGCACAUCCAAGAGAAAUAAUGACUGAAGUGCUGAAAGCUCUGCAAGAAUUGAAUGUUUACUGGAAAAAGAUUGGUCACUAUAACAUGAAGUGCAGAUGGAGUCCUGGCUUUCCCGGUCAAAUUCAUAACAAUCAUAACUUCAGUGCAGAGUCCAUUGAAACUGAUGGCCAAAGUGAGAAGAUAAAUUUAGUUAAGUUUGAAAUUCAGCUUUACAAAACAAGAGACGAGAAAUACCUCCUCGACUUGCAAAGAGUCAGUGGACCACAGCUCCUCUUUCUGGACUUGUGCGCUGCCUUUCUAGCUCAGCUGAGAGUUCUUUGA
Miscanthus lutarioriparius is the source of this 1581-nucleotide messenger RNA. The record is from the annotation of a GenBank genome assembly. Lineage: Eukaryota; Viridiplantae; Streptophyta; Magnoliopsida; Poales; Poaceae.